ACAUCAUUUUUUGCUUCCACUUUUUGCGAUUGCAAUGGUUUCCAAGACCACAAUCCGUUGCAGCUCUUCUCCAUUUCAUGCUAUAAUGACACACGACGUGUUCGUGAGCUUCCGCGGUGAAGACAUACACACCAGCUUCACCGGUUUUCUUUUUCAAGCUCUUGGUAGAAAAUGCACUAUUGUGGUCUUCUCAAUCAACUAUGCUUUCUCAACUAUUCGAAAUAAGCUACAAUAUGCAGAGCUUGAAGAUAUUGUUGAAAAGAUAAUAACAAAUAUGUUGGGUCACAAAUUUUCCAGUCUUCCAAAUGAUGAUCUAGUUGAGAUGGAAUCUCGUGUUGAAGAAUUAGCAAAGCUUUUACGUUUGGGGUCUGUUAAUGACAUUCAACUUGUGGGAAUUAGUAGGAUGGGUGGAAUAGGAAAAACAACAAUUGGUCAUGCUUUUUAUGUAGAAAUCUCUCAUCAAUAUGAUUUUUGUUGUUUUAUUGAUGAUGUAAGCAAAAUUUAUCAAGAUUUUGGUGUAUUGGGCUUACAAAAACAAUUACUUUGUGAAUCUUUGAAUGAAAAAAGUUUAGAGAUUUGCAAUCUAUGCAAGGGCAUGGAUAGUUCUUAAUAAUGUUGAUCAAGUUGAACAACUAAAGAUGUUUACAGGUAGUAGAUGUACUUUGUUACGUGAAUGCCUAGGUGGAGGGAGCAUAAUCAUCAUAAUUUCUAGGGAUAAUUAUAUUGAGGAGACAUGGAGUAGAUGAUGUUUACCAAGUCCAGACUUUAGAUCAAGAACAUGUUGUUCAAUUGUUUUGCAAAAAUGCUUUCAAAAGUAAUUAUGCUAUGAGUGAUUAUAAAAGGUUGACUUGUGAUGUAUUAUCACAUGCCC
This is a messenger RNA of Glycine soja, 871 nucleotides long. RefSeq names its product disease resistance protein RML1B-like. NCBI's taxonomy places the organism in Eukaryota, Viridiplantae, Streptophyta, Magnoliopsida, Fabales, Fabaceae. The coding region runs from base 35 to 610 and encodes 191 amino acids. The record is from RefSeq and is a predicted model, not a curated record. Gene Ontology annotation, biological process: defense response. The transcript has 2 exons.